UAAAGUUUCAGUCACUGUUUCCUCACGGACGGUCAUCUGUGUGGUACCAGCUGUACACAUGUGUAAACAAGCGUCUCUCGCCGUUAGCGUGACAGAAACAUCACAGAUGCUGAGUCAGAGGCAGAAACAUUGAGUCGUAGUUUAUUUAAAAAGUCUGAAGAACAAAACAAAAGUUCAUUCAGGAAACAGACUUCUACGGGAAAUGGCGUCUUCAGCGCAACAACACGAGAGCGACGACGACAUGGACGAGUUUAUGGACAAAUUCAAGACCCUCGAAUAUAAAAACGCCUUCAGCAAAGACAACUGGGAAGAGGAGUUUGAUAAAGUUCCCAUGUUCAUGAAAUCUCUCCCCGAUGAGAUCGACCCAAACAAGUACCCGGAACUGGCCUGUAUCCAGUCCAUCAUCCACAGUGAGGACAGGUCUCCAGAGGAACAAGUGAAAUGCCUGAAAAACGAGGGAAACGACUUCUUCAAGGAGAAGAACUAUCAGAAGUCCAUACUGUGCUACACAGCAGGUCUGCAGAAGAAGUGUGGGGACCAGGAACUCUGCACGGUUCUUUUCACCAACCGUGCUGCAGCACACUUUUAUCUGGGCAACAUGCGCUCUGCACUGAACGAUGCUGCAGCUGCAAAGAAGAUCACACCAGGUCAUCUCAAAGCCUUGAUCAGAGGUGCUCAGUGUUGCAUAGAGCUGCGCAACUUUUCAGAGGCCCUCCAGUGGUGUGACGAGGGACUGAAAGUUCAUCCCACCGACAAGAAACUUCAGGAGCUGAGAGCUGCCGCAGAUAAACACAGGAGAGCAGCAGAGAGAGACGCCAGGAAGGCCAAGGUGAAAGCGAAGAAGUUGCAUGGUGAGAAAGAAGCUCUUCUGGCAGCUAUAAAGGAUCGAGGCAUCAAGUUUCUUCAGUCUGCAAAGAGGUGCGGUUCAGACGAUGAAGAUGAGGAUGAAGGCUCCCCUGCAGUGAUGUCACAGCUGAGUCUUGACGGCAUCAGCUCGCAGGAGGCCACAGGUGCUCAGGUCUUCCAGGACGAGCAGGGCUCCCUGCACUGGCCUGUCCUCUUCCUCUAUCCUGAACACCAGCAGAGCGACUUCAUCUCGGCUUUCUGUGAGAGCAGCUGUUUCGUUGAUCACUUGACCGUCAUGUUUGGAGAAGAACUCCCACCCUGGGAUGUGGACAGAAAAUACCUCAUACAAAAUCUGCAGUUGUACUUUGAAGAUGAAGAGAAGGAGACACUUUACCAAGUAAACCCAGAGACGCCACUGUUAGAAGUGUUGCAGCAUAAAAGGUUUUUUGUGAAAGCAGGAAGUCCCAGCUUCAUCGUUUUGGUAACGGGAUCAUCGUUCUGGAAGCAGUUUAUAUCAGGAAAGAAAAUACGAGGAUUGUAAUUUUUAUAUUGGUCUUCAAAUCUCUGAUUUUUAAGACACAAAAUUAUGUUUUUAACCCAAAACACUUAUGUUGUUAAAGAAAAAAGGCACCCAAGGCAAAUGCAUGUAUGUCUUUGUGCCUCUGUACACUGUAUGACACAGAAUCUCAGUGUAAAUGAAAUAAAUGAAUUAUAUAAGAGCUA
This is a messenger RNA of Paralichthys olivaceus (Japanese flounder), 1569 nucleotides long. It is a transcript of the gene ttc4, whose product is annotated as tetratricopeptide repeat domain 4. Lineage: Eukaryota; Metazoa; Chordata; Actinopteri; Pleuronectiformes; Paralichthyidae. Gene Ontology annotation, molecular function: Hsp70 protein binding; Hsp90 protein binding. Gene Ontology annotation, cellular component: cytosol; nucleus. The record is from RefSeq and is a predicted model, not a curated record. Gene Ontology annotation, biological process: protein folding.